Microthlaspi erraticum is the source of this 651-nucleotide messenger RNA. The record is from the annotation of a GenBank genome assembly. Lineage: Eukaryota; Viridiplantae; Streptophyta; Magnoliopsida; Brassicales; Brassicaceae.
AUGAAGGGUAUAACGGCAAUGGUGGUGGUUCAGAUAGCUUCGGCAGGAUUGAACAUUUUGUUCAAGCUUUCCGUGGAAGAUGGUAUGAAUCCAAGAGUUCUCGUGGCUUAUCGUCUCUUCUUCGCUACACUUUUCAUGUUUCCCAUGUCCUUCAUCUUUCAAAGGAAGAAGAGGCCAGAGUUCACAUGGAGACUACUCUUACUAGCUCUUCUCUCGGGUAUACUCGGUGCGGUACUACCAACUCUCUUAACGGUUACGGGUCUGGCUCUAACGUCAGCAACAUUCACCUCCGCUGCAGGAGUUCUCACUCCCUUGAUCACUUUCAUCUUAGCCGCACUUCUUAGGCAAGUUUCAUUACUUAUGACAUUUUUAAAUAUGUUUAAAGCUAUUUCUAAUCGAUUUUUGAUAUGGUGGGUCACAUAUAGGAUGGAGAGUGUACGGCUUGGCUCGAGCGAAGGGAAGGCUAACGUUGUUGGGACAAUGCUUGGUGUUGGUGGAGCUCUUGUCUUUAUAUUCUACAGAGGAAAAGCCAUUCAUCUAUGGUCAACUCACGUUGACCUUGUAAACCAAACACGUGAUUCUACCACCCACCACAUUUCCUUCUUCGGCGCUCUUCUAGUAUAUAUAAAGUACAGUUGGGGUCUCUUCUGA